Molecule: messenger RNA, 696 nt
Organism: Populus nigra (black poplar)
Lineage: Eukaryota; Viridiplantae; Streptophyta; Magnoliopsida; Malpighiales; Salicaceae
Product: protein BUD31 homolog 2
Exons: 4
Coding region: 107-544 (145 amino acids)
Biological process (GO): mRNA splicing, via spliceosome
Cellular component (GO): nucleus; spliceosomal complex
Source: RefSeq, a predicted model, not a curated record
UUUACAAAUAAAAAGAAAUCUAAGUACAAGGUCAGCUUCUUUCGCGUACUCGUACAAACUCAAAUAAAAUCCAGAGCAAAGCGGUUUCUAACUAAGCAGUGUCAAAAUGCCGAAAGUGAGGACAAACAGGGUCAAAUACCCGGAGGGAUGGGAGUUAAUCGAGCCUACGCUUCGCGAACUCGAUGGGAAGAUGAGGGAAGCGGAACUUGAUCCACAUGAUGGAAAGAGAAAGUGUGAGGCUCUGUGGCCUAUUUUCAAAAUCACACAUCAAAAGAGCCGAUAUGUAUAUGAUCUUUAUUAUAGAAGGAGUGAGAUAUCUAAGGAGCUUUAUGAGUUCUGCUUGGACCAAGGUUAUGGGGAUCGUAACCUAAUCGCUAAAUGGAAGAAGCCAGGAUAUGAACGACUGUGCUGUCUUCGCUGCAUCCAGCCCAGGGAUCACAACUUUGGCACAACUUGUGUGUGCAGGGUUCCCAAGCAUUUGAGGGAAGAGAAGGUUGUUGAGUGUGUGCAUUGUGGUUGUGGAGGCUGUGCGAGUGGAGAUUGAUUGCUACUUUAUGUGAGCCUUUUUUUUUAUGCUACAACCUUUCUGCUUAUCUGAAGCCCAGGUGUGGCAUUUGUUGUAGUAGCUAAUGUAGUCCUCGAUGUAGAAAAAGAUACUUGGACGGCCAACUGAAGAAGAAUGAGACUUUUGUUGUA